Lycium ferocissimum is the source of this 855-nucleotide messenger RNA. RefSeq lists its product as uncharacterized. Bases 1 to 855 code for a protein of 284 amino acids. Lineage: Eukaryota; Viridiplantae; Streptophyta; Magnoliopsida; Solanales; Solanaceae. The transcript has a single exon. The record is from RefSeq and is a predicted model, not a curated record.
AUGUUUCCUCAAACAAAUUUUUAUGGUGAUUUAUGUCGUUUUAAUCCUCGAUGGUUUGAUGAGUUUGAUUGGUUGGAGUAUAGUAUAACAAAAGAUGCGGCAUUCUGCUUCUAUUGUUAUUUGUUUCAAGAUGAAUGCAUUAAUCAAGGGGGAGGAGAUGUAUUUUCAACCAUUGGGUUUACAAGUUGGAACAAGAAGCGCAGUCUUAAUGAGCAUGUUGGUAAACCAAACAGUGUCCAUAAUCAAUCAAGACAAAAUUGUGAAGAUUUGUUGAGACAAAAUCAAUCCAUUCAAAGUGCAUUUACUAAACAAACUAAUCAACAAAAGUUAGACUAUCGUACUCGUUUAGAAGCUGCAAUUAAUGUGAUAAGAUAUCUUUUGAAGCAAGGAUUGUCAUUUCGGGGCCAUCGUGAAGAUGUAUCAUCUUUUAAUAGAGGUAAUUAUAUUGAACUUCUUACAUGCUAUGCAAAACUAUGUGAUAAUAUUAGCGAUGCAUUUAAAAAAGCUCCAAAGAAUAAUCAAUUAACUUCUCCACACAUUCAAAAGGAUAUUAUCAAUGCAUGUAAGAUUGAAACAAUAAAGUGUAUAAUUGAGGAUUUAAAUGAUGAUCACUUUUGCAUCUUAGUUGAUGAAUCUCGCGAUGUGUCUUGUAAGGAACAAAUGACUAUUGUUUUACGGUACGUGGAUAGAAGGGGAAGUGUGAUGGAGCGAUUUAUUGGUAUUGUUCAUGUCUGUGAUACUACUGCUUUGUCUCUAAAGAAGGGAAUUGUUGUUUUACUUUCUCAACAUUCUUUAAGUACAUCUUAUAUACGUGGCAAUGUUAUGAUGGAGCAAGCAAUCUGCAAGGUGAUAUAA